CUGACCUGCUCCCUUGCCCCCAGACCCUGUCCAUGGUGGGCCGGGGGUACCUGUCCCCUGACUUGAGCCGGGUGCCCAGCACCUGCCCCAAGGCCCUGAAGAGACUCAUGGUGAACUGCCUGAAAUUCAGCCGAGAGGAGAGACCCCUCUUCCCGCAGAUCCUGGCCACCCUGGAGCAGCUACAACGCUUGCAGCCCAAGCUGGAGCGAAGUAUGUCGGAGCCGUCCCUGCACCGCGCCUCCCACCCUGACACCCUGCCCCCCCCUGCCCCCCUGCGCCCCCUCGCCUAGCCUGGACAGGCGGACUGCCCCACGGCAAGGACAGCUGCCCCUGGGGGCCGGCCACGGCCCAGGGCUACGGGAUCCAGGCAUCCGGCAGCUACAGCGGGAGAGGAGGCCAAGCGCCCCCCCGGCCAGUCACCCCAGAGGAACUGUGAUCUCAUGGAGAUCCAUGUGGCCCCCUCCCCGGGGGCAGAUUCCACCCCUCGGGGCAAAUUGAGGGUAUUUCUAGGCGGGGAAGAUGGGAAAUAAAUGAGACCUGUUAUGAGGCAGGUGCCCGUG
Molecule: messenger RNA, 560 nt
Organism: Pelodiscus sinensis (Chinese soft-shelled turtle)
Lineage: Eukaryota; Metazoa; Chordata; Testudines; Trionychidae
Source: RefSeq, a predicted model, not a curated record